Messenger RNA from Portunus trituberculatus (swimming crab), 876 nucleotides. Its product is annotated as Y-box-binding protein 2-A-like. Bases 1 to 876 code for a protein of 291 amino acids. NCBI's taxonomy places the organism in Eukaryota, Metazoa, Arthropoda, Malacostraca, Decapoda, Portunidae. The transcript has a single exon. The record is from RefSeq and is a predicted model, not a curated record. Gene Ontology annotation, biological process: regulation of gene expression. Gene Ontology annotation, molecular function: nucleic acid binding.
AUGGCAAGCCAGCAGCAUCAAGGCCAGUUCAAAUGGUACAACUACAAACGUGGCUUCGGUUUCAUCAGCGACUCCAGCACAAAAACUGAUGUUUUUGUACACUACUCCGGACUAAAACGGUCCCUACAAAGACGUCUCCCUCGCGAAGGUGAUAACGUACAGUUCACCGUCUGCGUGGGAGACAAAGGACCGGAGGCCCGAGAAGUCGCGAGGACCAGCCAGACACCAAAAGCGAGUAGUCCAAGCCGGAAACCGCUUACCAGGACAUGGGAUAUGGAAGCGAAGAUAACUGCCUGCAUCUGCACGGCAAAAGCCCUUGCUGGCAGCAACUCCAGACGCCUGCAAGUCCUUAUCCCUGUCCUGCUUAAGCAUAACGGUCUACCUGUUAUACGGAUCCCACAGCAAGCCCUCGGAACCGCCAACCCCCACACACCUAGACCGAGAAGAAGGCACCAGCCGCUUCGCCAAGACGACGAGCAACCUUGCCACGACGACCCGGCAGAUGAGGCUCUGAUCGUCGAGGAAGAGGAGGUGGAAGGAGAAGACGAGAUCGUCGAUGUGGAAGGCAGCGACACGGAAGAGCCACCUCCAGUUGUCGAGGACCCUCCAAAAGAAGAAGAAGGCUGGACAAUAUCGCAGAACAAGAUGAGGAAGAAGAAACCCACCGCGCCCGAAGCUGAACCAACUCCCCGCCCAAGCCCACGGAGGGAGACAGUAGACAAGGACGGCGAAGAACCACACACCACCUACUACCAGCUAAGAAGCAAGAACACGGGCACCAGACACGAAGAACCAGGGCAAUCCCUCUCAGACUUAAUAAGUGGAUUCAACAAAUUCAGGCAAGACUUGCUGAGAGAGAAACACAACCAGAACUAA